AUGCCAAUUAAAACUAUGACGCCUAAUAAGCAGCAAGUCGAUGAGCUGCGAAAUAUGUUCAUUAAGAAAUAUGAAACAAAUCCACCGGCAGUCGACUUUCAUCCUGUGGAUAUUGAUCGCGUUCGCAAUGAUGAUCUCUGGUGUAUACGUUUCUUGGAAAUGUACGAUUUGGAUAUGAAAACGUCAUUCGACAAAUUGUGGUCGACAUGUAUAUGGCGUCAACAGUUCGGUGCCAAUGAUCUAAAUGAAAACAAUGUUCGCAUCGACUACCUAAAGGAUGGUGUCAUAUUCCCCCAUAAUAAUGACGUCGAUGGCAAGCCAUUACUCAUCUUCAAAACCAGCAAACACAUCAAGGGCUCCAAGGAUAUGAAUGAAUUGUUGAAAGUUCUUGUCUACUGGGUCGAACGGAUACAACGUGAACGUCAUUUGGAGAAGAUUACCAUAUUCUUUGACAUGGACGGAACCGGUUUGUCCAAUAUGGAUUUAGACUUCAUCAAGAUGAUUAUUGAAACAUUUAAAAUGUAUUAUCCCAAUACAUUGAAUUAUAUUUUGGUUUUUGAAAUGGCCUGGAUACUGAAUGCUGCAUUUAAGAUCGUUAAAGCUCUUUUGCCUGAAAAGGCUGUGGAAAUUUUGAAAGUUAUUACCAAGAAGACUAUUAACACGUAUGUGGACAAGGACAACUGUCUAACUAGUUGGGGUGGAAAUGAUAAUUAUGUGUUUUCCUUUGUACCGGAAGUGAGGAAGCCAAUAAUGAAUGGAUCAGCAACAAUCUCUCCUGCAGAUCAUCAACAUAACGAUAAAAAGGUAAGAUAUUUUUUUUUUAACACCAACUAGGAUUAUUCGAAAGGGGAUAUCCCACGGUGUCUUAGGAUUUAUAAAACGAUGGAACCAAACGAAGACAUGUUACGCAUUACACCAGCCGAUUAUCUGCAAUUCGCACGUAAUGAUGCCAAAGAAUGUACAUUGGAAUUGACAUGUAUCAGUUCGAAUCCCGUCACAUAUAAGAUACAAACAACAUCACCGGAAAAAUUCCGUGUUCGUCCAAGAUGUGGUAUUUUAUAUCCUGGCAGCUCAAUUACAGUGAAUAUUCUUUUAAAACCCGAGCAUUCAUUGUCGGACAAUGGUAAAGAUAAAUUUUUAAUUAUGUGUAUGCCAUCAAUGGACAUUCAAUCGAAUCAAGUAACUGAGUUUUGGAAAAAAGUUGGUCAACAAUCUGCCAACAUGGAACAACAUCGUUUGUAUUGUACCUAUAAAGAUGGUGGAGAAAAAUCGUCACAACUAGUCGGCAAUGGUAAUGUUGGCAGUGCCAAUACAACAAAGGAAGACGCAGAUUACAGAAGAGGAAUGAACCUUGAAGAUACCCGUAAAUUGGAAAAACAGCUGAGAAACACCCAAAUUUUACAAAUAAUAACAUUGGUCUUCCUCUUCAUUUUGUUGGGUGCUGUAAUUUAUUUACUUAAAUUACAAAUGUGUGACGAUGAAGGCUGUUCGACAAGUCGUAUCAAUCAAGCAGAUUCUGUAGAUUUCGCCACAUGUGCCAAGGCUGCCACCACAAAAUGUCGCCACUUUAAAACAUCUAAGAUUCACACACUCAUUAAGCACUGCAAAUGUCCCGAAGGUUAUGUGGCCACCGAUGGAUUUGGUGACGACAACCUAAUGGAUCCAUAUAAUUUCAACGAUGAAUGUUCACAGAAAGGCGGUGUUCUAGGAGGCGGCUAUUUGCUUGGUCUUGUCGCAUUCGCACGUAAAUUUGCCCGUUGUAUAUUGACGCUUACGAUGCUCUUUGCCAUUGUCUUUGUAACGUUUUAUUUAUGUUCAACAUCGCGUGAAAAUUCAUCCAUUGUCACAACAAAUGCCCUGCUGCAAGUUACCGAGGCAGAGUAUACCCUUACAACAUACGAUUGGAAUUGA
Molecule: messenger RNA, 1911 nt
Organism: Musca vetustissima
Lineage: Eukaryota; Metazoa; Arthropoda; Insecta; Diptera; Muscidae
Product: motile sperm domain-containing protein 2-like
Exons: 9
Source: RefSeq, a predicted model, not a curated record